Molecule: messenger RNA, 279 nt
Organism: Ogataea philodendri
Lineage: Eukaryota; Fungi; Ascomycota; Pichiomycetes; Pichiales; Pichiaceae
Exons: 1
Coding region: 1-279 (92 amino acids)
Source: RefSeq, a predicted model, not a curated record
AUGUCUACUCCAAAUAGUAGCAAAGUGGUGCCUGUGGUGCCUGUGUCCACCACCCCUGAGGCGCAGCCUGCUGGCGACCAGCACGCACAUAGCCACCUGCUGCAGCUGAACGACCGCACCAGCCUGCGCAACGCCUACCAAUCGCCGUCCGACCACCUCAACGUGUCGCCCAUCAGCGAACAGCUGAACCAGUCCGGGAAACAACGGUUUCCUCUGGGUAAGACCAACCCUGUGCACUCGAUCCAGUCCCGGCUCAAGGAGCUGUCUGUGGAGAAGUGA